Messenger RNA from Fraxinus pennsylvanica, 1395 nucleotides. Lineage: Eukaryota; Viridiplantae; Streptophyta; Magnoliopsida; Lamiales; Oleaceae. The record is from the annotation of a GenBank genome assembly.
AUGGCUUCAACUCCUCUGCUUCCAAAAUCCAUCUCCCCUUUUCUGCUAAACCCACCUUUAUUUCCACUAACUCAAUGCACCAAUGUCUCUUUCUUGAACAAUCCACCCGACCAAUUUUUUUGCUCCAAAAAAUCGACCACAUUUUUGCCCAAUGCCAAGAAGAAAAACUUCUGGCUUGACCCUUUCGACGAUGGCGAUGAUCCUGAAAUGGAGUACGGUUCAUUGUUUUCUGAAGGCAAGCAGGAGGAGGACCCGAGGCCACCGGAUAAUCCAAAGAACCCCUAUGGAUUUCUUAAGUUUCCAAUGGGUUAUAAUGUGGAGAUAGCUUCAUUGGGAUUGAAGAUUAGAGGAGAUGUUAGAAGAUGUUGUUGUAUGAUUUCAGGUGGUGUUUACGAAAAUCUGCUGUUUUUUCCGGCGAUUCAGUUGAUUAAGGAUAGGUACCCUGGUGUUCAAGUGGAUGUGGUGGCAUCAGCGAGAGGGAAGCAGACUUUUGAGUUGAAUAAGAAUGUGAGAUGGGCUAAUGAAUAUGAUCUGGAUGAUGAUUUUCCUGAACCAGCAGAUUAUACUGACAUGAUUGGAGUUCUUAAGAAUAGGUAUUACGAUAUGAUCUUAUCAACCAAGUUGGCAGGGCUUGGUCAUGGAGCAUUCUUGUUUAUGUCAUCAUCCCGAGACCGAGUAAGCUACGUUUACCCCAAUGUGAAUGCUGCAGGAGCAGGACUAUUCCUAUCAGAAACAUUUACUGCAGAUAGUCAGAAUCUAUCUGAGGGUGGAUACAAUAUGUAUCAUCAGAUGAUUGAUUGGCUUGGGAGACCAGGUCGAAAUGUGCCGAGGCAACCUGUGCCUCCGCUAAAAGUGUCGAUCUCGAGGAGGUUAAAGGAGGUUGUAGAGGUAAAAUAUAAGAAUGCCGGUGCACAGAAAGGGAAAUAUAUUGUCAUUCAUGGAAUAAAGUCAGACUCAAAAGCCUCAAUGCAGUCCAGAGGUGACACUGAUAGCUUGCUACCAAUUGAAAUAUGGGCUGAAAUAGCUAGUGUAAUAAGCGGACUCACACCAGUUUUCGUCAUUCCGCACGAGAAAGAAAGGGAAGACGUAGAAGAUGUUGUUGGGGAUGAUGCUAGUAUAGUGUUUAUUACCACCCCUGGACAGCUUGCUACUUUAAUCAAUGACUCGGCCGGGGUAAUAGCUACAAACACAGCUGCCAUACAACUUGCACAUGCCCGCGAAAAACCGAGCAUUGCAUUAUUUUGUUCCGAUGAUAAGGCCAAGUUAUUUGUUCCGAAUGCUGAAGAGAAGAAAUGUGCAAUUUUUUCGUCAAAGACGGGAAAAUUGAUAGACAUUGAUGUUGAAGCUGUGAAGACUGCAACUCAGAUUUUCACCAUGCCCUUGGUUAUUGCCUAG